AUGCCUGGGCAUGUCUACACAUUCAAUACAAUAGAAAGACUGAGUUGCGGGGAUUUAUAUAAAGUGGGUGGCAACCCAGAGUUGCUCUACUUUGGAAAUCAGACACCGAGCUGCGCACAUCGGGGAGAAAACGCUUGCUAGUCAACAUGCCUCUGGCUAAAGACUUACUAAACCCGAGUCUCGACAUCGAGAGGAGGCAACAUAAAAAGAAGAGACUUGUGCAGAGUCCAAACUCCUACUUCAUGGAUGUGAAAUGCCCAGGUUGUUAUAAAAUCACAACGGUGUUUAGCCAUGCUCAGAGCGUGGUGUUGUGUGUUGGGUGUUCCACAGUGCUCUGCCAGCCUACAGGAGGAAAGGCCAGACUAACUGAAGGUUGUUCUUUCCGAAGAAAACACUAACGAAAAUAAUCAAAUUGGGUCUUUUGAAUAAAAAGAAAUUGUUCGUUUCCUUAUCUUUCAUUGAUUGCAAUGAGUGAAAUACCACUACAGUGAUUAUUAUGUGGAAGAUUAUUUCUACUGUAUCACUUUUCUGAAUAAAGUCUGAGCAGAGCAUCUUUAA
Molecule: messenger RNA, 558 nt
Organism: Silurus meridionalis
Lineage: Eukaryota; Metazoa; Chordata; Actinopteri; Siluriformes; Siluridae
Gene: rps27l
Product: ribosomal protein S27 like
Exons: 4
Coding region: 147-398 (83 amino acids)
Biological process (GO): ribosomal small subunit assembly; translation
Cellular component (GO): ribosome; cytosolic small ribosomal subunit
Molecular function (GO): RNA binding; structural constituent of ribosome
Source: RefSeq, a predicted model, not a curated record